This is a messenger RNA of Perca fluviatilis (European perch), 1757 nucleotides long. RefSeq names its product UbiA prenyltransferase domain containing 1 (gene ubiad1). The coding region runs from base 264 to 1313 and encodes 349 amino acids. Gene Ontology annotation, biological process: menaquinone biosynthetic process; vitamin K biosynthetic process. NCBI's taxonomy places the organism in Eukaryota, Metazoa, Chordata, Actinopteri, Perciformes, Percidae. Gene Ontology annotation, cellular component: endoplasmic reticulum; Golgi membrane. The record is from RefSeq and is a predicted model, not a curated record. Gene Ontology annotation, molecular function: prenyltransferase activity. The transcript is spliced from 3 exons.
AGGUUUCUUCGACCUCUGUGCAAAGUUGCACCUCUGACGGAGGAAAUGGCUCCCGUCAGAUGCAGAACGGUUAGCCAACCAGUACUUUUGAAGUUGACACGUUAGCUAUGUAAUUGUCUCUCACUGUACCAGACUCAACGGGCACAGAAAUAUGUUUUUAAGUGGAGAGAAACCAAGUUUGUAUCGGAUGUUGAAGACAUAACAGGAGCACCAGACUCUGACAUUUGGGAACGUUGCUGGUACUGUAGACCCUUUGCUGAGGAAUGGCCAAAGAGCAGAAACAAAGCAUGGCACAAACAUUUGUACUGGCUGGAUCAAAUGGUCACAAUAGUCAACAAUGGCAGACUGGUCUGAGCAACUUAGUCAAUCAUCCUCCAGGCACUAACCACAUGUCGAGGAUGGCCCGUGUUGCUUCGCAUGUGAGGCAGAAGUGUGCGGCCUAUGUGCUAGCACUGAGACCGUGGAGCUUCAGUGCCUCGCUCACACCAGUGGCCCUCGGCAGCGCUUUGGCGUACAAACUGGAGGGCUCUGUGGACUUGGUCAUCCUGAUGGUGUGUGCAGUGACCGUCCUUGUAGUCCAUGGGGCAGGCAACCUUGUAAACACCUACUAUGACUUCUCCAAAGGGAUUGACCACAAGAAGAGUGACGAUAGGACUCUUGUGGAUGAAAUCUUGGCACCGCAGGAUGUUGUUAUGUUUGGAGCAUUGUUAUAUUCCUUGGGGUGCUUGUGUGCCACUCUGCUCUAUUUUCUGUCUACACUUAGACUGGAGCACCUAGCCCUUAUUUACUUCGGGGGACUGUCCAGCUCUUUUUUAUACACUGGAGGCAUCGGCCUCAAGUACGUGGCCCUGGGAGACGUGGUAAUCCUCAUCACCUUUGGCCCACUGGCGGUCAUGUUUUCCCACGCGGUGCAGGUCGGCUAUCUGUCAGUGCUGCCGCUGGUGUACGCCAUCCCGCUGGCCCUCAACACAGAAGCCAUCCUCCACAGCAACAACACUAGAGACAUGGACUCCGACAAGCAGGCGGGCAUCGUCACCCUGGCCAUCCUCAUAGGCCCCACGCUGUCCUACGUUCUCUACAACCUCCUGCUUUUCGUCCCCUACGUGCUCUUCUGCAUCCUCGCUACCCGUUACACCAUCAGCAUGGCGCUGCCUCUGCUCACGCUGCCCAUGGCCUUCCCCCUGGAGAAGCAGUUCCGCAGCCAAUGCUACGCUAAGAUCCCCCAGAAGACGGCCAAGCUCAACCUCCUCAUGGGACUUUUCUACGUGUUUGGGAUAAUUCUGGCACCUCCUGGCAGCUUACCGUCACUGUGAUUAAUUAGCUUUGAUAUUUCUAGUUUAUGUACCUAUUUGGAUUUGUACAAAGCUAUCUGAGGGCUUUCACUGGCUUUAAUUUAUUGUCAUAUUUAUAUGUUGAACAGAGAUUUAGUUUAGGUCCUCCUCUGUGACAAGGUUUAAUCAGAUGUAUUAUUUCAGUAUUAAGCCUGCUGUAAUGUGUUGGUAAAAGUAACAAGUGUUGGUGUCAUUUUGUAUAGGCAGGCAACAUUUCCAUAAUGUAAGGACAAACAAUACCUACAGUUGCCAUAUUUGUUGUUCUCCAAGAUGCAAAACAACAUGAUACCUAAAAACAUCAAUAAACCAUUAUUCUUAAAAUUGUACUCUGCACGGUUCAUGCUGUUAACUUGUUCAUUGAGGUUUUUAUUCCUUGGAGAGCCAAAUAGUAUUUCGUUGGAUUGUAAUAAAACUCACUGACUCUAA